CGCUGCAGUAGGAUGAGUGGAAGGGACCUGCGAGCCUUCAUCACACACUGCAGAACACAAGAUGGUGCAGGCAAACAUCUGGUCUGGAAGAGGGAUGGUUCUGUCGGCAGCCGGUGCCAGCCCACAGAAUACCAACGUCUGGAAGCCGCCCUGCAAGCAAGACGUCAAGAAUCGGAAACCAUCGCACAGAAGGUUCAGAAGACUCUGUCUGCAGCCAGGUCGUCCAAGGAGACGUCGCUGCUCCGACAACACAGACAGGUGUGGUCCCGGGAACACCUGAGGCUGAGGACAGCAGAGGAAGCGGCAGUAAGUGACUUGGAGGGUUUUGUGGCACAGCUCGGCUCGACCAAUGGGCUUCAAGAUCACGGCUCGACCAAUGAGCUUCAAGAGCACGGCCUGCAUCUUGAGAGGGAGAGAGAGCUUUUCAAGAUGGCCACAGUGGAGCCUGUUCUCCAGCUCCGAGACGACCUCCGCUUCAGGAUGGAUGAACUCCUCCUCCAGCGCCUGACUCUCCAGCCCUCUGAAGGACUGCAGAUACAGCAACAGGUGAACCUGGUGAAGCAGCAGCAGGGGGCGGUCACGGGAAGGCUGCGUGCUGAGCUGCUGGCGUUGGAGGAGGAGAUGGCAGCCCUAGGCCUGCAGGACUGUGUGGCGUGUGGGUCUGAGGCGGACCCAGAGCCCGUUCCAGGGGAGGUGCUGGAGGCAGACUGUCCCUACCCAGAGCUGAAGCUCUCCGUGCUGCAGAGCUUUCAGACACUGGCGGAGAGCUACCGGUCCAGGCAGCGCGGCAUCACGGAGCGUCUGGAGGGCAUGGACAGGUGUUGCGGCUGGUCUGCCAGUGACCACCUCUGCUUCCAGUGGACAGUGGGUCAAUACGGGCCGGACCUGCCCAACCACAGGGCUCUCUGCGCAGACAUGCUGCUCCGACUCCUCCCACACAGAACCCGCCAAGACCUGAUGGAUCACGAGCGUGCAUGGGACUGGCUCCGCUUCAGCCAGGCCCAGCUGCGGGCGCUGGCCCAGGCGGGGCAGCGCGACCGGGGGGAGCUGCUGGCCCGGGCCCUGGUCACCCUGGAGGAGGCCCGGCUCGCCCACCAGGAGGAGCUGCUCCUCCACCGGGAGCGCCGGCUCCAGCUGGACACCUGCACCCAGCUCAGGGACAAGGUGCAGCAGUGGCGGGCGCGGCAGGAGGAGGUGUCCCAGCUGGAGGCGCUGAUGGCCGCCAGGCGUCAGGAGGAGGAGGAGAGGCGGCUGGGCAGGAGGCGGGACAGCGAGGCGUCCGUCAGGUCACACCAGAGAGACAAGUUGAAGGAGUUCUACGCGAGGCAGCAGGACAGGAGGGAGCGUCUGGAAAGGAGAGACGAGGAGCGACUGGCUCUUCUCAGGAGCUCCAUGGAAGAGCAGGCCAGGAGGGACCAGGAGAGGGUGCGGUAUCGCGAGGAGACCCUGCAGCUCCGCAGGCAGGAGAGGGAGGCGGGGGAGCUGCAGCGCCAGAGGGAGCAGGAGGAGACACGGACCCGCCUGGAGGCCCUCAGGAGCCAGGUUGCCGUGGUAGCAGAGGCCGACCCAGAGAGGAUGAUGGGGGAAACUGAAGCAUGGAGGAGUCGUCAGAAGGAGGGAUGUGAGCCCCAGAAGCCCCUAUACAACAUCAACACGUACACAGACAGCCAGAUCGUGUCGGACCCCAGGGUGCGCGUGGAGCAGGCACUCCGUGAGGCGGGUCUCCACCAGACCCCCUACGCACGCCAGGUCCUGGCCGACAUCCGGCCCCCCAGGGCCCCUCGCAGAGACACGGUGGCGGCCUUCCUCAGGACAGACCCAACCCCUGGGUCUUACGAAGGGAAAUGACCAAAACAUAAACACGCAGCAGUAUGGCAGUUUAGACUAUCAGAUCAUGUAGAAAGCUUAGGUCAUUUGUUUCUAGAAGGAUUAGCAUUGUAUUUACUGCUGAUGGACCACGUGUUUAUGGACUCUUUAGAACCACGAUCCGUUUGAAUGAUAUAUGUAGGCGUAACCCUGUUAUGACACUUUGUUAAUAUUUGUUUAAUAAUGUUUCUCAUCGUCUACCAAAUGAAAGGAGCUUAUGAUGCCAAAUGAGCAUGUUUCCACCGGUAAUUGGCUAGUUAUAAGAUUGUAUACGUUUAUUAUUAUAGAAAUUGAAUUAUUCUGAUAACGCGUUUAAUUGGCCAGUGUGUUGCAAAACACACUAUGUAUUUCACAUGUAUCCGUUUGGUGUGUAAAGUGUAGAGAUACCAUGAACUGUA
Gadus chalcogrammus (walleye pollock) is the source of this 2264-nucleotide messenger RNA. RefSeq names its product coiled-coil domain-containing protein 148-like. The transcript has 14 exons. NCBI's taxonomy places the organism in Eukaryota, Metazoa, Chordata, Actinopteri, Gadiformes, Gadidae. The coding region runs from base 13 to 1848 and encodes 611 amino acids. The record is from RefSeq and is a predicted model, not a curated record.